This is a messenger RNA of Aspergillus costaricaensis CBS 115574, 486 nucleotides long. RefSeq lists its product as uncharacterized. NCBI's taxonomy places the organism in Eukaryota, Fungi, Ascomycota, Eurotiomycetes, Eurotiales, Aspergillaceae. The record is from RefSeq and is a predicted model, not a curated record. The transcript has 3 exons. The coding region runs from base 1 to 486 and encodes 161 amino acids.
AUGACUGUUCUAAGGAUUUCCAACAUACUUGACACUUUUGGAUCCCGAACUUAUAGUAUGAACAUGACCACCCAGGAAGAUGUUGCGUGGAAGAUUCAAGGGAAUGACUCUACUAAUCACCCCGUCCCAGCGUAUACUUUGCAGAACAAUCACGUGAUACCAACGGAGAAUGAUACUCCGUUGACCUUGCCCAUGAUUCUUGCCUCAGGCGUCCAUAUUGCAUACUGCCUGAGGCGGUGGGCAUUACCGGUCGGAGAACCCUUCUCCAUUCCCAUCCCUGGAUCCAUCAUCAUCACUGUUGAGAACAACAAUAACAAUGCCCAACGGAUGAAAAUCAUAUCCAGCGCCUUACGGGUAAUACUACAGUAUUCCGUGUUUCUCAUCACCAUCUACCUCUCCCAAGGCGAUCAUGGGACCCUAGACAUGUCGAUCUGGGGAAAGGCCCCGCGCGACCCCACUUGCACUACGGAGAGAUACACUGAUUAA